Molecule: messenger RNA, 939 nt
Organism: Nannospalax galili (Upper Galilee mountains blind mole rat)
Lineage: Eukaryota; Metazoa; Chordata; Mammalia; Rodentia; Spalacidae
Product: olfactory receptor 1361-like
Exons: 1
Coding region: 1-939 (312 amino acids)
Biological process (GO): G protein-coupled receptor signaling pathway
Cellular component (GO): membrane
Molecular function (GO): olfactory receptor activity; G protein-coupled receptor activity
Source: RefSeq, a predicted model, not a curated record
AUGAGAGGCAUGAACCGGUCACUUGUCUCUGAGUUCCUCCUCCUGGGACUCUCCAGGCAGCCCCAGCAGCAGCAGCCCCUCUUCCUGCUCUUCCUCAUCAUGUACCUGGCCACCGUCCUGGGAAACCUGCUCAUCAUCCUGGCCAUCGGCACUGACUCCCGCUUGCACACCCCCAUGUACUUCUUCCUCUGCAACCUGUCCUUUGUGGAUGUCUGCUUCUCCUCCACCACUGUCCCCAAGGUGCUGGUCAACCACAUAUUCAGGAGUCAGGCCAUCUCCUUCUCUGGGUGUCUUACACAGAUGUAUUUUCUGUUUCAACUUGCUGACAUGGACAAUUUCCUCCUGGCUGUGAUGGCCUAUGAUAGAUUUGUGGCCAUAUGUCACCCUUUACACUACACAACAAAGAUGACCCAUCAGCUCUGUAGCCUAUUGGUGGCUGGAUCAUGGGUCAUUGCCAGCCUGAAUGCUCUCCUGCACACCCUACUCAUGGCUCAACUCUCAUUCUGCUCAAACAAUACCAUCCCCCACUUUUUCUGUGAUGUGACUCCCCUCCUGAAACUUUCCUGUUCAGACACACACCUCAAUGAGAUGAUGAUUCUCACGGAGGGAGCUGUGAUUAUGGUCACCCCAUUUGUCUGCAUCCUCGUUUCCUACAUCCACAUCAUUUGUGCUGUCCUGAGAGUCCCAUCCCCAAGGGGAAGAUGGAAAGCUUUCUCCACCUGUGGCUCCCACCUGGCUGUGGUCUGCCUCUUCUAUGGCACCAUCAUCGCUGUGUAUUUCAAUCCUUCUUCCUCACACGCCACUGAGAAGGACACAGCAGCCACUGUGCUGUACACAGUGGUGACCCCCAUGCUCAACCCUUUCAUUUACAGCCUGAGGAACAGGGACUUGAAAAGGGCUCUUUGGAAAGUGGUCCACAGAAAGAUAUUCUCUUUUUGA